AUGGCCACAUUCAAAGUACCCGAUCUCAGCAAUCCAGAGAUAAGAGCUCGACUGCCUCCUAGUCAGCACAAAGAAGUCGCUGUUAUGCUUCUGCAAGGAUGUGCGCAAGCUGGGGAUCCUCUCGCGAUCGUACACAUCCUGACUGUCGUCUACCUUGGCAGUUUGGGCAACCAGCCCGCUCAAGAGAUUAAAGAUAUCGCCCAAUACCGCCAGCUGCUCGACACGAUUGACUUGCAGACCUUGGAAAAGACUCCAACUCUAGUAGUUGAAGUUUUGACUCUAAGAGGACUCUUCCUUGAGCAAGCAGGACAGAAGCAAGAGGCCAUAAAAGCAUACCAAGAAGCCAUCAAGCCUUCAACUCUUAAUGAUCAAACUGGAAGGCCAUUAACGCAUGCGAUGCAAUUUCCCCUUAUAGCACCCUGGAAUGCGCUCGGUUAUCUACUCAAGGCAGACAAAGAUCCGAAAGUACAGGCAGAAGCCCAGUCAUAUUUCCAGAAAGGCGCUCUCGAAGGUGAUGAUCCGCUUUCAUACUACGAACUCGCAGCCUAUGAGCCGAAAACAAGCGAAAAGUGGUUGCGGUAUACGAGCAAAGCAGCAGCAUCCGGUCACAGACAAGCCAUACUGGACCUCACUGGCUUCUAUCAAGAAGUGGCAGCAUCGAACUCGUCUGUUUUAGAAAACGGUAGCAUACGACAUGCGCUCAACUGGUUACUGACCUGGAGACGCGGAAGCGCCGCGAAGCUUGCGCGAGAGUGGUUACAUGUGGCGUCUGUCGUUGGACACAAACCUUCCAUGUUACAACUUGCGGAGUAUCACAAGUCUAUUGGUCAUGAAGAAGAAUACAGGAAUUAUUUGCGUAUGAUAGUCGACUCUGACAGCGCGGCCCUUUACAAAGAAGAGGCACCACAGCUUGUGCAAGUUGCGAGGUUGCGGCUUGCGGGAACCCGGUAA
Messenger RNA from Alternaria conjuncta, 951 nucleotides. RefSeq lists its product as uncharacterized. The record is from RefSeq and is a predicted model, not a curated record. Lineage: Eukaryota; Fungi; Ascomycota; Dothideomycetes; Pleosporales; Pleosporaceae. The coding region runs from base 1 to 951 and encodes 316 amino acids. The transcript has 2 exons. Gene Ontology annotation, molecular function: protein binding.